This is a messenger RNA of Fulvia fulva, 210 nucleotides long. RefSeq lists its product as uncharacterized. The transcript has 2 exons. The coding region runs from base 1 to 210 and encodes 69 amino acids. The record is from RefSeq and is a predicted model, not a curated record. NCBI's taxonomy places the organism in Eukaryota, Fungi, Ascomycota, Dothideomycetes, Mycosphaerellales, Mycosphaerellaceae.
AUGGGCAUGGAUCAACUCGACAUCAGUCCAGAGGAGGCAACCCAAAUCCCACCAUACACCACGGAGGAGAAUGAUUGGUUGAAGCAGCAUUGGACCGACGAGUUCCACUUCCUACGAGCAUACGGCCUCAGCAUCUACAAGGAGGAACACCGUGCGGAGGGUCGGCUCAUGGUCAGAGCUUUCAUCGAGCAGGACAAGGAUCAGGAGUAG